Molecule: messenger RNA, 4215 nt
Organism: Drosophila subpulchrella
Lineage: Eukaryota; Metazoa; Arthropoda; Insecta; Diptera; Drosophilidae
Product: CUGBP Elav-like family member 1-B
Exons: 10
Coding region: 537-3191 (884 amino acids)
Biological process (GO): regulation of alternative mRNA splicing, via spliceosome; mRNA splice site recognition
Cellular component (GO): cytoplasm; ribonucleoprotein complex; nucleus
Molecular function (GO): mRNA 3'-UTR binding
Source: RefSeq, a predicted model, not a curated record
AUCUGUGAAUUGUGCUUCAGCGAGUGCGUUCGUUCUGCGGCAUCCAAGAGAGAUUUGACCUCGCACUUCACCCAUCAAGUGAAUUCAUUUGUCGUUCAACUCACGCGAUCAACGAUCUCCUCCGCGUCAUCGGUCGUGUGUCUCCUGGCAUCUUGGAUCUUCGCAAACACAAUCACCCGGCCAAUUUGUCACACAAAAGAAAUCGUUCUAGUCUACGGAAGUUCCCCCACAUAACUAGAGCCAAUUGCCAUUGAACUGCAACUCAAGCUCAACCCUUUUUAAAAGCUACAAAACAGAGUAAAACGCAGAGGCUAAUUGUAAAGCGAAAAAACUGUGAUAAAGAAAGGAUAAACAAAGGGGUACAAAACUAAACACAGAAAGAGGACCCUCCUGCCAGCAGCAAAAUAAUAUACAAUUUUAAUAAAACUAAAACCCGAAGCAAAUUAAAAAGCAAGCGACGCCAAAUGCGGCACUAAAAGUAAUUAGCGACAGGAGCUGCAGGAGUUGGCAAUAAAAACAAAGCAAAGGUGUAAUAAAUGAUGUUGCAAUCCUUGAGUCUGCACGCGGAUAAACUGAGCGGCAAUCCUCCAGCAACAGCAACAGCAACAGCAACAGCAACAGCAACAGCGGCAGCAGCAACAUCAGAGGCAACUUGCGACUCGACAGCAACUGCAGCAACAACAAUGCUUACAACGGCACCUGUUGCCCAUGUUGCUAAUGGCAGCAACAGCAAUUCGAGUGGCGAGUGCAGCAGCAACAGCCAUAGUCUUUACAGCAAUAACAAUUUAAAUACCGGCAACAAUAGCCAGCAGCAGCAGCAACAGCAACAUCAGCAGGUACUGCCGGUCAAGUACGACUAUUUAGAGAAUCUAACGAGCUCGGGAGCAACUUCAGGUGCCAUCGCAGCGACAACAACUUUUACGGGGGCUGCAAAAAGUUUCCAUCCCUAUUUGCGGCCCACCGGCAACAACAGCAAUAUCGCAGCAUUAUCUACAACAACGGCACCGGCAGCAACAGCGGCAAAAAUGUCGACAACAUUGUUUGAAACACUCUUGCACAACCAAAUAAAUUCCAGCCCAACGGCACUGCCGGCAGCAACGGCAAUCGCAGCAACAGCAAUCGCAGCAAUAUCUGCAGCAGCAGCAGCAGCAACACCAGGCACCGCAGCAACCACAGCAGCAGCGGCAGCACCGUCAACCCAGCUGAAUUCCAGCAUUAAUUCCAGAACUUCAUUAGGCGACCAGGGCGGUGCGAUUGUUGUUGCCCCCGCCCCACCCGUUGUUGCCCCACCGCCCAGCAGCGGCCCAAAUCGCAACCAAAGUCCGAUGGGUGUUGGCUGCGUCAAAAUGGAACUUAUGGAAUCAAACAGUCCGGACUUGAUCAAGGAUCAGCCGGAUGCGGACAACAUCAAGAUGUUCGUGGGCCAAAUACCAAAGACCUGGGACGAGACCAGGCUCCGGCAAAUGUUCGAGCAGUUCGGACCCGUGCACACACUGAAUGUGCUUCGGGACAAGGUCACAUCGAUUAGCAGAGGGUGCUGUUUUGUCACCUACUAUACAAGAAAGGCCGCCCUGCGCGCCCAGGAUGCGUUGCACAAUAUCAAGACCUUGGAUGGGAUGCACCAUCCCAUUCAGAUGAAGCCGGCGGAUAGUGAGAACAGAAAUGAGCGUAAACUUUUCGUUGGCAUGCUGAACAAAAAGUACACGGAGGCCGAUGUGAGGCAGCUUUUCACGGGCCACGGAACCAUCGAGGAGUGCACGGUGCUCCGGGAUCAGGCCGGCCAGAGCAAGGGCUGCGCCUUCGUCACAUUCGCCACCAAGCAGAACGCCAUUGGAGCCAUCAAGUCCCUGCACCAAAGUCAGACCAUGGAGGGUUGUUCGGCUCCGCUGGUCGUGAAGUUCGCAGACACGCAGAAGGAAAAAGACCAAAAGAAGAUGCAGCAGAUUCACGCCUUCUGCGGCAUCAGCACGCCGAGCGGAGCGUCUGCAGGAGCGGCCACGCCCGCCAUCACUGCGGCCACCGCGCUAAUAGCCGCUCCGCCCUCGGCGGGACGCCCCAAUCCGUCGAUGGCGGCCGCCUUGGCCGCAGUGCCUCAGGUGCAGCAGGCUGGAACUGCUGCCUCGGCACAAACGGCCCUCGUUCCACUGGGCUCCUCCGCCCUCAGUGCGUCCUUGGCGCCCAAUCUGCUGGCCAGCAACGCCCACCAGGGGGCGGCAGCAGCGGCCGCCUAUUUGGGGGCGGACCCCGCGACGGCGGCCCAUCUGCAGCUCUACCAACAAUUUCACGGAUACGGACUGAGUCCGGCGCACUAUCUGCCAGGACUAAAUUUCCACCACCCACCGGAAAACAGUGCCCACCACAGCCAGCACAGUCCCACCGUCGGCGCCGCAUCAGCAGCAUCUCUAUCGGCUGCAGCAGCAUCAGCAGCAUCUCACCCACUUGGCGGCGCACCACCCGCACCCGCACCACCCACCGGCGGGCUCCAUUCCGCCGGGCAUGCUGCUGGCGCUGGACUGCUCGCCGCUCCAUCCCUGUCUAUGCAGAAUCUGGUAACCCUACUAGCCACGCCCUCCGCCCACCACCAGCUGACCCUCCACCACAGCAGCAGCGGCCACAGCAGCAGCUCCGCCAGCAGCCUCCACAACCACCAGCGACUGGCCUACUCCGCCGCCCCACCACCCCCGGCGACCACCUACAACAUGUCGCAGCUGAUCGGUCACACGGCCACGCCCACCCAGCAAGGGGGCGGCGGCCAGACGCUGACCUUGAAUGCGCUGUGGCCUCAAAAUGCUGCUGACCCCUAUUCAUCCUCCCUGAGUGGACUGACAAAUGGAGCCGCCUACGGAGCCGCAUCCCAACCCCUGACUGCCAGCGCCCUUCAAGCGGCCGCUGCGGGUGUGGCUGGCAAACAGAUUGAGGGUCCAGAUGGCAGCAAUCUGUUCAUUUAUCACCUACCUCAGGAGUUCAUUGACACAGAUCUCGCGUCGACAUUUCUCCCCUUUGGCAACGUCCUUUCGGCCAAGGUGUUCAUCGAUAAGCAGACCAAUCUGUCGAAGUGCUUCGGCUUUGUGUCCUACGACAACCCACAUUCGGCCAACGCGGCCAUCCAGGCGAUGCAUGGCUUUCAGAUCGGCACCAAGCGGCUGAAGGUCCAACUGAAACGUUCCAAGGAUGCGGCGAAGCCGUACUAGGCAGCUAAACGGGCUGGUAUGGCCUAAAUGGGCGUGGCCAAGGCACCCGGCAAACAACAAUUCACAAUCAAUGGAUGAAACUAGUUUAAUCAAUUGUGCCUUUUAAGCAACGUUCUGAAACCAAAGGACCAAUUACAAAAAUGUAUCUGAUAAGUGAACACAAAACUAAAGAUAAAUAGAAAGCUUACAAAUAAAGUUCUCGAGUGCACAAAAAACUAACCGCAAAAAUCAACCCUACCAAAGAAGUAGCUUAAAAGUUGCAUCCUUCUUGUAAUCACAUUUGCUGAAAACCAUCAACCAUUUUCAUGAAAUCUAUCUAACUAUUCAACGUGGUCGGCAAACACAUCCUACAAACAAAAUACAACCAAAACAGAAUACAGAAAUUGUAAGCUGCGCUGCAGCGCCAAAGUAUUUUUCAAAGCCAAAUAGUUAAGCAAAUAUAAAGAAAAACAAAAACCAAUACAGAAGAGGAAAUCUAAUUUUUGCACUAUCAAACGAUACAACUUAGAAAAUUAUAUCUAGGUACAAGUUAAGGAAAUAAGUAUAUAAAUACAAUACAGUAGGGCAGAAACAAACGAAAAACAUUCGAAAUUCCGUUCGUAGGGAGAAACAUUCAAAGGGAAAGCUAAGAAUAAAAUAACUAAUACAUAACAAAACUGUUGAAAUCCCAGGUGAAAAACAAUGAACUUAUUUAUCUAGCUAAAAGAAAAUAAAGCUGAUUAAAUAUCAGAAAUUGUUUCAAUUUUGGUUUGGCUUCUUACUUCAAAUCGAGUAUCUAUUCAUUAAUUUAAACUAUGUGCAUAAGAAGCAAGCAUAAAGCAAAUUAAAAUGUUGUCCAAUUUGUACUUAAAUUGCACUUGCUGUUAGAGGGCAAUACUAAAUUAAAUAAAAGUCAGACAAAUUAAAAUAUAAACCAUUUAGCCAGUAAUUUAAUUAAUGUUUUAUCGAAAGGCUUAAACAAAUGAAGCAAAUCAAGUGGUUUCAAAGAUUUACAAAAAAUAUAUUAAACAUUUAAACAAUUAAA